Molecule: messenger RNA, 622 nt
Organism: Acanthisitta chloris (rifleman)
Lineage: Eukaryota; Metazoa; Chordata; Aves; Passeriformes; Acanthisittidae
Gene: ATP5PD
Product: ATP synthase, H+ transporting, mitochondrial Fo complex, subunit d
Exons: 5
Coding region: 3-488 (161 amino acids)
Biological process (GO): proton motive force-driven ATP synthesis
Molecular function (GO): proton transmembrane transporter activity
Source: RefSeq, a predicted model, not a curated record
CCAUGGCAGGACGCAGAGCUGCCAUCAAGGCUAUAGAUUGGGCGGCGUUCGCCGAGAGGGUCCCCCCGAACCAGAGGGCCAUGUUCAACGCGCUCAAGACCCGCAGCGACGCGCUGUCUGCCCGGUUGGCUACACUGCCAGAGAAGCCUCCAGCCAUUGACUGGGCUUACUACAAGGCCACUGUGGCUAAAGCUGGAAUGGUCGAUGAGUUUCAGAAGAAGUUCAGUGCACUGAAGAUUCCUGAGCCUGUGGAUACACAAAGUGCCAAGAUUGAUGCCCAGGAGCAGGAAGCUGCCAAGAGCACCGCGGAGUACGUGCAGGCGUCCAAGGCUCGGAUCGUCCAGUACGAGCAGCAGCUCCAGAAGCUCAAGAACAUGAUUCCCUUUGAACAGAUGACCUUUGAAGACUUGCAUGAUGCCUUCCCUGAAACCAAACUGGACAAGGAGAAAUAUCCAUACUGGCCUCACAGGCCAAUUGCUGAUCUGUAAACUGUUCUGGGAGCAGUUUAACAUCUGUCAGACUCGAUGAUGGUAUAAAUAAAGAGCUUCUUCUCUGUCCGGCUUAGAUCUUAGGUGUGAGUUUUAAGUUAUGUGGGGCAGUGCACUAACUUGCAAACAUUCCA